GUGUAGAUCGUUUAUUCUAUAACUUUCUAUAAACAUCUUUGCCACACAUGCACCAAAAAAAAACCCCUAAUUCCUAUAAUUAGGCCUUUGUAACUCUAAAUUCCCCUCACUCACAUAGUAGCACACACAGCAUUUAAUCCCCAAUCAAAUAUCAUUAAAUAUCCAUGGCCAAAGCCCUAGUCCCAAACUAACCAAAAAACCAAAAAAUGGAGUCGUCCGAUCUCCUCCCCUUGGACCUCAACCUCCCCGGGGGCGCGGUCGAGUCAUCCGAGCCACGCGUCUUCUCGUGCAACUACUGCAACCGGAAGUUCUACAGCUCCCAAGCGCUCGGGGGCCACCAAAACGCCCACAAGCGCGAGCGCACCAUGGCAAAGAGGGCCGGGGCAGCCUACACGCACCACGAGGCACUCGGAUACCCGAGCAUGGCGUCGCUCCCUCUCUACGGCUCCAACUUCAAUAGGUCUUUAGGGAUUCAAGCCCACUCCAUGAUCCAUAAGCCGGCUUUUAAUGCACGGCCGGGCUGGGGGAGGAAGCCGCUCCAGCAGCACCCGGCCAUAGGGCGCCUCGCGGCCGAGGUGGGACCGUCCUCUAGGUUCGACGGCAGCGGGAGGAGGUUCUCGGAGGGCUUUAGAUGGGAUGGUGGUGGGAAUCAAGAUCAUGACUUGAAAAAGUUGGACUUGUCUCUCAAAUUAUGAUUUUUCUUUUUGAAUUUCGGUUUGAUUUUCUUGCUUAAAUUUUUUUUUUUUAGAUUUUGGAUUCUUUUUGCUGAAUUUCUUUAGGGUAAAUAUGUAUAUUAGAUUAGAUUUUUGUUGCUUUUUAGUUUUUCUUUUCUUUUCAUAGUCUGCAAUUUCCGGUGUACAUUUGGAAUUUGAUUUCAAUAAUGAGAAGCGGCUCAAAGCAUAUUAUAUGGAUCA
Molecule: messenger RNA, 914 nt
Organism: Salvia splendens (bonfire salvia)
Lineage: Eukaryota; Viridiplantae; Streptophyta; Magnoliopsida; Lamiales; Lamiaceae
Product: zinc finger protein 1
Exons: 1
Coding region: 207-695 (162 amino acids)
Biological process (GO): negative regulation of abscisic acid-activated signaling pathway
Source: RefSeq, a predicted model, not a curated record